AUGGUGAGUAAUCACUCAUCGUUCGAGAAUUCAGUACAAUCCGCUAAUCAUUUCCCGCAGGUCGUCCUCGCAGCUUCAAUAUGCACAAGAGGGGGGAAGGGACUGGUAUCCCGCCAGUUCAGGCCAAUGCCUCGAUCGCGGAUAGAGCAGCUGUUGGCAGACUUUCCCCGCCUGCUCGCAGACCAGCCCGGCACUCAGCAUACCACUGUCGAGUCGGACUCGAUACGCUACAUCUACCAGCCCAUCGACACCGUCUACCUCCUGUUGAUCAUCACCCGUAACUCCAACAUCCUCCAGGACAUCGACUCCCUCCACCUGUUCAGUCAGGUCGUCUCGAGCAUCUGCAAGACGCUCGAUGAGCGCGGCAUUCUGGCGAGCGCGUUUGAGCUCCUGAGCGCCUUCGAUGAGCUGGUCACACUAGGCUACAGAGAAAGCCUGACCCUAUCCCAAAUCAAGACGUUCCUAGACAUGGAAUCGCACGAAGAGCGGAUUCAAGAAAUCAUCGCCCGCAACAAAGAGCUCGAAGCCAGCGAAGAGCGCAAGCGUAAAGCCAAGCAGCUCGAAAUGCAGCGCAAAGAGCUCUCCCGCUCCAAUCGCAGCGGCGGCAUUGGCUCAGCCCGCGUACCCUCCUACCCAACCUACACACCCCCCGUUCCCACCACCAACGUUCCAGACACCUACGACUCGUACGCCGCUGCGCAGAACAAGAACUCCAAGCCCCUGGCUACGCGGGGGAAGGGCAUGCAACUCGGCAAAAAGAGCAAGACGACUAACAUGUUCGACGCCGUGCGCGCGGACUUGGGGCCCGAGGCCGCUGUCUCCUCGGCAGCACCGCUUAUAUCCACACAGCGCGAGGCAGCCGUCGCCCGCGAAGCCGCCGCAGCCGCAGCCGCCCCCGCCUCUGCACGAGCCUCUACCAGCACAGAUAGAGAAGCCAUCCACAUCACAAUCAGCGAGACCAUCUCCGCGCGCCUGUCUCGCGAGGGCACCCUCGAAUCCCUCGACGUGAAAGGCGACCUCCAGCUCCGCAUCACCGACCCGAGCCUCACGCAAGUAAAACUCGACCUCAACAUCUCCAACACGCACAACGCGCAACUAACCGCACACCCCAAAGUCGACAAGGCCCUCUUCCGGUCCUCCAGGACAAUCCAGCUGGCCGAUCCCUCAAAGGGGUUCCCGGCGAACAACGCCAUCGGCGUCAUGAGGUGGAAGCUCUCCCCCACCAAGCCAUCUGAGAUGGGCGACCCGCCGAUCAGCUUCACUGUCUGGGUCAAUGACAACGGCGGGAGUGUCUGGAACGCAACGGUAGAGUACGAGUGGAGCGGCGGCGACCCGCUGCGGGACGUCGCCGUCACAAUUCCUUACUCCUCCAGCGAACCAUCCGUGUCUAGCCACGACGCUGUGUACGAGGUCACGGGCGAUAGUCUGGAGUGGAACGUUGGCGCCGUGGACGAGGAGAAUGCGUCGGGGAGCUUUGAGUUUGAGGCGGGCGCGGAGAGUGAAAGUGAAUUCUUCCCCAUGAGUGUCAGGUUUGCGAAGACAAGGCCGUUCGUCGAUGUUGAUGUUUCGGCGGUUACGCUGUUGAGUAUGGGCCAGGAAGUUGGGUUCUCCAAGGAUGUGCAGAGUGUCGCGGAUAAGUAUUUGAUUGUGUAG
Messenger RNA from Coniosporium apollinis CBS 100218, 1653 nucleotides. RefSeq lists its product as uncharacterized. Gene Ontology annotation, biological process: endoplasmic reticulum to Golgi vesicle-mediated transport; retrograde vesicle-mediated transport, Golgi to endoplasmic reticulum; Golgi localization. The record is from RefSeq and is a predicted model, not a curated record. Gene Ontology annotation, cellular component: cytosol; COPI vesicle coat. The transcript has 4 exons. Bases 1 to 1653 code for a protein of 550 amino acids. NCBI's taxonomy places the organism in Eukaryota, Fungi, Ascomycota, Dothideomycetes.